Molecule: messenger RNA, 813 nt
Organism: Siniperca chuatsi (mandarin fish)
Lineage: Eukaryota; Metazoa; Chordata; Actinopteri; Centrarchiformes; Sinipercidae
Product: vegetative cell wall protein gp1-like
Exons: 2
Coding region: 1-813 (270 amino acids)
Source: RefSeq, a predicted model, not a curated record
AUGUCAUCAACGCAGGUGUUGCGGAGCUUCCUACCUGCCGGGUUUGGUGGGAUUGGUGACCUCAGGUGGGGGUGGGUUGGUGAGGGUGGGGGGGCUGGGGGGCGCAGCCUCGGGGCGUCCGACAUGGUGGACGACGGUGACGCAGCGAUGCACCGUGGGACGGCAGUGUCCGACCUGAAGAGGCGUAGCACAACACCCCAGACCUCGCCCCAGUCCUACACCCCCUCAGUCCCUCGCCCCUCAGUCCCUACGCCCCCGGCCUACACCCCUCAGUCUCGCCCCAGUCCUCGCCCCCUCAGUCCCUCGCCCCCAGUCCUACGCCCCCGGCCUCGCCCCUCAGUCCCUCGCCCCUCAAUCCCUACGCCCCAGUCCUCCUUUGACCUCGCCCCUCAGUCCCUCGCCCCUCAGUCCCUCCCCCCGUCGCCCCCUCAGUCGCCCCAGUCUCGCCCCCUCAGUCCUACGCCCCUCAAUCCUCGCCCCAGUCCUACGCCCCGGCCUCGCGCCCCAGUCCUCGCCCCUCAGUCCUCGCCCCCUCAGUCCUCGCCCCUCAGCCUCAGUCCUCGCCCUCAGUCCCGCCCCCAGUCCCGCCGGCCUACGCCCCUCAGUCCCUCGCCCCUGGCCUCGCCCCCCCUACGCCCCCUCAGUCCUCUCCCCCUGGCCUCGCGCCCAGUCCUACGUCCCGCCCCUCAGUCCCACGCCCCGCCUCGCCCUCGGCCUCGCCCCAGUCCCUCGCCCCAGUCCUGGCAUAUGCCCCUUGGCAUAUGCUGCUUCUUCACCCCUGUGAGUAAACGCAGUACUUCACUCUGUGCGUAG